AUGUCCCUCACUUCAGCCCUUCGCCCGGUGGCCCUGACCUUCGGUGCAGGAGCCAGACGAGAGGAUACCACGGCCGACAGCGAGCACGCGCGACCGUUCCGACAUGAGGUUGACUACCUCAAUCUGCGUAGAACCCUGAUACGCUUCCAACAUCUUGUACUCCUGACCCCGUCGCCAUCCUCUCAGGGAUCAACAGAAUUAUCGACCUUACAAAGACAAGUACAAGCAGAAUUGUGGUCUCCUUUACCAUAUCACCGUACGAAAUGGCUGCGCAAUGUCGAAGGGGCGCGAACUCUGUUGUUACACUUGGAACGAAAGGCACAGAUGAUCAGAGUACAACGAGCCAAAUACGAGGCCAUCAAGGAUCUGGCAGACAAGAGAGCCAUUAUCAAAAGAUUGAGAAGUCGGAUUGAAGAGAUUGGACGCGAGAUCGAGAUGUUGGGCACAGAGGCUUGGAAAGUUCCUGUCGCGGAUAACGAAGAAGGCGACACCCUGUUCGAUGUACUUGAGCAGCUUGAUCGGCCUCGCGAGCAACGAGAAGCUCCGACUGAAAAGGACGACAUUCUGAGGGAAAGCAAACCCGUCACAGAGGUGGAAGAGGAGGCAGAAGAAGGGGAACAACAAAUGGGAAACAACCAAUUGUUCUCCUCAUCCACAGUACGGAGGAGGGGGGGAGACCAAACAAAUCCGGCGAAGGCUUCGGAGGCCCAAACGACAGGCUUUUCGAAUGCAUCAGCUACAGAGAGAUCAUUACUAAACUCAUCCCGAGUGCAGGAGGACAUCUCUGCAUCGAUGGUCAGUAUGGCCGUCCAGCUGAAACAGCAAGCACAAGCUAUGCAAUUCGCUUUACAGCAGGACAAGAGCAUCCUUGGGAGGGCAAUGGAAGGGCUUGAUGUCAGUGUCAGCUCGAUGGAGGCCGCCAGCAAGAAUCUUGCAUUCCUCAGACGAAUGAGUGAAGAGGAGGGCUGGCUGGGAAGAAUGAAACUGUAUGCCAUGAUCUUUGGUAUGUGGGUGAUUGCAUUCUUGUUGGUGUUUGUUGGGCCGAAGAUCAGAUUCUGA
Exophiala spinifera is the source of this 1059-nucleotide messenger RNA. RefSeq lists its product as uncharacterized. The record is from RefSeq and is a predicted model, not a curated record. Gene Ontology annotation, biological process: retrograde vesicle-mediated transport, Golgi to endoplasmic reticulum. Gene Ontology annotation, molecular function: SNAP receptor activity. NCBI's taxonomy places the organism in Eukaryota, Fungi, Ascomycota, Eurotiomycetes, Chaetothyriales, Herpotrichiellaceae. The coding region runs from base 1 to 1059 and encodes 352 amino acids. The transcript has a single exon. Gene Ontology annotation, cellular component: SNARE complex; endoplasmic reticulum.